AAUCUUGGUGUUGUUUUUACAGUUUUUUGGUAUACCCAUAUAGAAAUCUCACUGAAAUUUGCACAAAUAAGAUCAAGAAAGCAUUUUUCAGUGGGAAACAAGAAAAGGGUUGGAGUUGAUUAUUCAAGAUUUUGGUGAAAUUGGGUGUUGGAAAUUGAUGGCAUCUGCUGCAAUUUUCUCAUCGUUGAGGAGACAAAGGUCGCCGACACUGGAAGCGUUCUUGGCGCCGGUGGAUCUGACAGAUGUUGGGUUGUUGCAAACACUAACGGCGUUAUCUUCUGAGCUGAUUUCUGCAUAUUCAGGUAAAAAGCUGCCGUUUUAUCAGCGGAAGAAUUGUAAGUCUUUGUUAAGGAAAAUUCAAGUGUUUUCUGUUCUCUUGGAAUGUCUUCUUGAGAAUAACAAGAACAGAAGUAGGGGUUCUUCAGAUUUGCCGUUUACAGCUUUUUUGUGCUUCAAGGAAUUGUAUUUAUUGCUUUACCGGUCGAAAAUCUUGCUUGAUUAUUGCUCUCAUUCCAGUAAGUUGUGGCUGUUGCUACAAAACCAUUCGAUUUCAGGUCAUUUCCAUGAUUUGAACCAAGAAAUCUCGACCCUUUUGGAUGUUUUCCCCUUAAAGGAUUUAAAAAGUUUACCUGAAGAUGUUAGGGAACAGGUUGAGUUGUUGAAGAAACAAGCAAGAAAAUCUCAGCUGUUUGUUGAUAAACAUGAUGAGAUGCUGAGGUUGAAACUGUUCUCUUUCUUGAAUGAGUUUGAGAAUGGAGGUGUUCCUGACUAUGCUCAGUUGUACUCUUUUUUUGUGGAAAAAUUGGGGAUUUGUAAUCCUAGGAGUUGCAGGGUUGAGAUUGAGUUUUUGGAGGAGCAGAUUGUGAACCAUGAAGGAGAUAUUGAGCCCACAUCCUCAGUUCUCAACGGGUUUGUGGCGUUGAUGCGAUACUGCAGGUUUUUGCUAUUUGGCUUUGAAGAGGAUGAUAUGGGAUUGAGAUUGGGUAAGCAUAAGAAGCCGAAGAGAGGGCUGAUUAGUCAAGAGAUUGCAGAGACAUUCAUUUCUGUACCAAAGGACUUCUGUUGUCCAAUAUCGUUGGAUUUGAUGAGGGAUCCAGUUAUUGUGGCAACAGGGCAGACAUAUGAUCGAGCUCCCAUAUCGAGGUGGAUGGAGGAGGGUCACUGUACUUGCCCAAAGACUGGGCAGUUGCUUGAUCAUACCCGGCUUGUGCCAAACAGGGCUCUUAGGAAUUUGAUUAUGCAUUGGUGUGCUGCUCGCAAAAUUCCCUAUGACCCUCUGGAGAGUGGGGAUCCAUGUGUUGAAUGUUUUCCAUCUGCUUCACCUAGCAGGGCUGCAUUAGAAGCUAAUAAAGCCACAGCAGCUCUUCUCAUUAAGCAGCUAGAGAAUGGGACGCAGAUUGCAAAAACUAUUGCUGCUCGGGAGAUAAGACUUUUAGCUAAAACUGGUAAGGAGAAUCGUGCAUACAUAGCUGAGGCUGGUGCAAUCCCACAUUUGAAGAAUUUGCUUUCAUCUCCAGAUGCUGUGGCACAAGAAAAUUCCGUCACUGCAAUGCUUAACUUAUCGAUUUUUGAUAAGAAUAAAGGUCGAAUUAUUGAUGAAGUAGGGUGCCUGGCAUUGAUAGUUGGAGUGUUGAGAUUUGGGCACACCACAGAGGCACGGGAAAAUGCUGCAGCAACAUUGUUCAGUCUGUCAGCUGUUCAUGACUAUAAGAGGCAAAUAGCAAAAGAAGAUGGGGCAGUCGAGGCCUUAGCAGGUCUGUUGCGAGAAGGUUCUCCUCGAGGGAAGAAGGAUGCAGUAACUGCUCUAUUUAAUUUGUCUACCCACACAGAUAAUUGUGCGAGGAUGAUAGAGUCUGGAGCUGUUACUGCUCUAGUUGGAGCUUUGGGAAGUGAAGGUGUUGCCGAAGAAGCUGCUGGUGCAUUGGCGCUGAUUGUUAGGCAGCAAGUUGGUGCUACAGCUGUUGGCAAUGAGGAAACGGCAGUAGCAGGGCUCAUUUCAAUGAUGCGAUGUGGGACACCAAGAGGGAAAGAGAAUGCAGUUGCUGCAUUGCUUGAAUUAUGCCGUGGUGGUGGAGCAGCUGCUACUGAGAGGGUCUUGAAGGCGCCGUCAUUAGCAAGUUUACUUCAGACAUUGCUCUUUACAGGAACAAAGCGCGCAAGGAGGAAAGCAGCAUCGCUUGCUAGAGUAUUCCAACGGUGUGAGCAUGCAUCAGUUCAUUAUAGCGGGUUUGGUGUAGGAUAUGCAUUUUCUGGGAACUCAGCUGCAGCUAGGGAUUCAACUUUUCCUGGUGAUGUCUCAGUGUCCAUGUCCAUUUCAGUUCCAGUAUUAUAGGAGGGGGUGCUUAUCACCAUUCAUCUUUUGUUCUUAGUUUUGCCUGUAAUAUUCAAAAAUUCUUUCAUUGAAAUAUAAACGCGACAAAGAAAGAGAGAAAUCAUAGGAAUACCAUAAAAUUCAUGUGUUCUUAGCAA
This is a messenger RNA of Solanum tuberosum (potato), 2469 nucleotides long. Its product is annotated as ACRE 276-like protein. Gene Ontology annotation, molecular function: protein binding; ubiquitin-protein transferase activity. NCBI's taxonomy places the organism in Eukaryota, Viridiplantae, Streptophyta, Magnoliopsida, Solanales, Solanaceae. Gene Ontology annotation, biological process: protein ubiquitination. The record is from RefSeq and is marked provisional.